AUGAAACAAUGGGGCGAUAGUUUGAUCUCAAGAAAUGAGUUGCAUGAGAGCAUCAAAUCGGCCGGCAAACCGUUGACAAGUGAAGAUUCGUCGAUACUCAAUGGUGUCCGAAUGGCUGUGGAUGCCCUCUCACAGAAGACGAAUGCCUACAGGAAAGCGAUCGAUACAGCUCAGAAAAUGGGGAAUCGACCGGGACAAGGCAAGCGCCCACGAGUUCCGAUCCCGAUGAGAGGUGGAAAUUUGGAAGCAAACAAGCAAAAGAGAGACCAAUUUCUUCAAACAUUCAUUCCAAAUCGAGGCGCAAUUCGUUCUAAUGACUUUACUGAAAAG
Mesorhabditis belari is the source of this 330-nucleotide messenger RNA. The record is from the annotation of a GenBank genome assembly. Lineage: Eukaryota; Metazoa; Nematoda; Chromadorea; Rhabditida; Rhabditidae.